AGUGUGUCCAGAUUGCGCAGUCGAGUUGAUGAGAGUGUGCAGAACGCUUGUGAACACUCAUACUGCUGUGGGACUGAACACGGACUGACGAUGAGAGGCUCUGUCGUGCUUUCACUCUGCGUCCUGAUCCAGCUGAGUCUACAAAACACAGUGAAAGCAGAGGAUGGACCUGUCUUGCAAACCAAGUUUGGGGCCCUGAAAGGUGAAUAUAUGAAAGCAAAGGGAAAGGACACAGUUGUCCAUUCCUACCUGGGUGUUCCAUUCGCCAAGCCGCCCGUGGGUCCUUUGAGAUUUUCUCCUCCACAGCCUGCAGAGAAAUGGGCCGGAGUGAGAGACGCUACAAAACAGCCCUUCAUGUGUCUGCAGGAAAAGCAGUUAAUUGUAGACUUGGUAGCCAAUCUAUCAUUGAAGUUAGAGGUUCCUGACUCAUCAGAGGACUGUCUUUACCUCAACGUCUACACACCCUCUAAACCUGGAGCAAAUGACAAGCUGCCUGUCAUGGUUUGGAUCCAUGGUGGAGGUCUGUCGAUGGCUGCUGCGUCACUGUUUGACGGACAUGUGUUGGCUGCCUAUCAGGAUGUAGUUGUGGUUCUGAUUCAGUACAGACUUGGCCUACUUGGAUUUUUCAGCACGGGAGAUGAACAUGCGCCAGGAAACUAUGGUCUUCUGGAUCAGGUCGCAGCUCUUCAGUGGGUUCAGGAGAACAUCCACAGCUUCGGUGGAGAUCCUGGAUCAGUGACCAUCUUUGGAGAGUCUGCUGGAGGAGUCAGUGUCUCUUUACAUGUUCUUUCUCCAUUAUCCUCAAACCUCUUCCAUCAUGCCAUCGCAGAGAGUGGUACGGCAGCAAUGGAUGCUAUCAUGAGUCCCAACCCUCUGCCAACAGCCCAAUAUGUAGGAAAUGCAUCUGGCUGUGAUAUUUCCAGCACAAAGAAGAUUGUUGACUGUGUGAUGCAGCUGACAGAAGACGAUGUACUCACACUGGUUAAGGAGCAUCCAAUGGUUCGUUUUGGAGUGACGACGGAUGGCCAGUUCCUUCCCAAACCUGUAGAGGAGCUUCUUCAAUCCCAGCAGUUUAAUAAAGUGCCUCUGAUCAAUGGAAUCACGAAUGAUGAGAGUGGAUACAUGCUGCCCAAUUUCUUUUCACCAGAAGGAUGGGCAGAUGGGAUGGACGUGGAGCAGAUCUUGCCAUUUUUGACCAUAUUUAACCCCACUCUUCAAGAUCAGUCCGUUGCUGAGCUUGUAUUAAAUGAGUAUUUAGGCACAUCCCCUGACAGGACUGAAAUCCGAGACGGUUUUCGAGAGAUGUUAGGAGACUUUUUGUUCAACAUCCCAGCUCGGAAGGUAGCGAAUUACCACAGAGAUGCCGGUGCUCCAGUAUACAUGUACGAAUUCCAGCACCCUCCAAGUGUACUUCAAAAGAAACGACCUAGUUUUGUUGGAAGUGACCAUGGAGAUGAAGUUAUAUUUGUGCUUGGUUUUUGCUUUGCAGAUGGACAUAUGAAGCUGGAAGAGGAACUGUCAGAAGAAGAGAAUGAACUCUGUAGAACUGUCAUGGCUUACUGGGGAAACUUUGCUCGCACUGGGUCUCCGAAUGGUCCAGGCCUCACCAAGUGGCCUAAGUUUGGAGCUGAGGCUGAGUAUCUCAGCAUUGGACUGGAGCAAAAACCUGGGAAAGACCUGAAGGGAAAACACUUCACUUUCAUGACUCAAACUCUUCCGCGGAUAAUAAAAGAGCGAAAGGAAGGACCUCUAGUGCAAACAAAAUUAGGAUCUCUGAGAGGUGCCUUCUUGACAGUGAAGGGCAAGGACACAGUUGUUAAUAGUUAUCUAGGUGUACCAUUUGCCAAGCCCCCCGUGGGACCCCUGAGACUGGCUCGGCCCCAGCCUGCAGAGAAAUGGGACGGAGUGAGAGAUGCGACCAAACAGCCACUCAUGUGCAUCCAGGACAGGCAAGUUAGUAUCACUGAACUUAAGUUUCUCGGUAUGGAUGUGGAGAUUCCCGAGGUCUCGGAGGACUGCUUGUAUCUCAACAUCUACACUCCAGUCAAACCUGGCCAAGACACCAAGCUACCAGUGAUGGUUUGGAUUCAUGGUGGAGGACUUGCUCUAGGUUCAGCUUCAUUGUAUGACGGCUCCGUUCUGUCAGCGUAUCAGGAUGUGGUUGUGGUGCUGAUUCAGUACAGAUUGGGUCUGCUGGGAUUCUUUAGCACGGGAGAUGAACAUGCGCCAGGAAACUAUGGUUUUCUGGAUCAGGUCGCAGCUCUUCAGUGGGUUCAGGAGAACAUCCACAGCUUCGGUGGAGAUCCUGGAUCAGUGACCAUCUUUGGAGAGUCUGCUGGAGGAAUAAGUGUGUCCACGCUGAUUCUUUCACCAUUGGCUUCUGGUCUGUUUCAUCGUGCCAUUGCAGAAAGUGGGACGGCCUUGUGGGACGGUUUAGUGAUGGGCAAUCCUUUACUGAGAGCUCAGAACGCAGCCAAAAUGUGCAACUGUGAUAGCAGCAGCUCAUCGAAGAUCGUCGACUGCAUCAUGCGCUGGUCCGAGGAGGAAGUUCUGCAAUGCUCUAAUCAGUUUCCGAUAAUGCACUUCAGUCUCGCUCUGGAUUCCUAUUUCCUUCCCAAACCUGUAGAAGAUAUCGUUCAGAAACAAGAGUUCAGUAAAGUUCCUCUCAUCACUGGAAUCACUGAUGAUGAGUUUGGCUUUUUACUGCCCGCAUAUUUUGGGGGUAAAGGAUGGAUUGAUGGGAUGAAUAAAGAGCAAGUCAUAAAGGGCCUGACCCUCACGUAUCCUGAUCCCAGGGAUCGAUGGAUCAUUGAUCUGGUGGCCAACGAGUACCUGGGCGACACAAGAGAUCCCAUUCGAGUCCGAGACAUUUACAGAGAGAUGAUGGGAGACGUGAUGUUCAACAUCCCUGCCCUUCAACUGGCAAAAUACCACAGCGCUUCAGGGGCGCCGGUUUACCUGUAUGAGUUCCAGCAUCCUCCCAGUAUGAUCCAGAAGAACAGGCCCAGCUUUGUUGGUGUUGACCACGCAGAUGAACUCUUCUUCAUCCAGGGCACCUGCUUCGCUCAAGCCCACCUCAGAGCAACCGCUCCUUUCACAAAGGAAGAGGAAGAGCUGUGCAGGACUGUGAUGGCAUACUGGGGGAACUUUGCACACACCGGGUCUCCGAAUGGUCCGGGUCUGACACACUGGCCUAAAUAUACGGAUGAGGCUGAGUAUCUCGGCAUUGGACUGGAACAGAAAACUGGGAAGAACCUGAAGGAGAAACACUACACAUUCAUGACCAAGACACUUCCAGAUCUCAUACGCCAAGGCCGAGAGACAACAGAGCACUUAGAACUGUAAAAAAAAAAAAAAAAAAUGGUGUUCAUUAGAAAUAAACUUGAAUGUGAGGAUGACACAGAUAAAAAAUUGAGGACUUUGAUUCAACAUAAGCAUUAAAAUACCUAACCUUAGUGUAUUUUGGAGCUGAAGCUCAAAUUUGAUAGACAAAUGUACAAAUGAAUGAUGUGACAUACAUUGAACUAACUUGUACUGAUCUGUUUUGCACUUAAAAAUAAAAGUCAGACAACGUUCAA
Carassius gibelio (silver crucian carp) is the source of this 3578-nucleotide messenger RNA. RefSeq names its product pyrethroid hydrolase Ces2a. The transcript has 25 exons. Lineage: Eukaryota; Metazoa; Chordata; Actinopteri; Cypriniformes; Cyprinidae. Bases 91 to 3345 code for a protein of 1084 amino acids. The record is from RefSeq and is a predicted model, not a curated record.